This is a messenger RNA of Acinonyx jubatus (cheetah), 5939 nucleotides long. RefSeq names its product centrosomal protein 162 (gene CEP162). The transcript is spliced from 27 exons. The record is from RefSeq and is a predicted model, not a curated record. Gene Ontology annotation, cellular component: centrosome; centriole; axonemal microtubule. The coding region runs from base 336 to 4553 and encodes 1405 amino acids. Lineage: Eukaryota; Metazoa; Chordata; Mammalia; Carnivora; Felidae. Gene Ontology annotation, biological process: cilium assembly.
GCUCGUGCCGUCCACUUUCCCAAGGAGCGCCGCAAAUCUGUGCAUUCUCUGUUGGUGCGGCAACGACGGCUCUUACGUCCGGAUUAUCCUGAGCCGCAGCAAUUCCUACUUUUGCUCGUAGAGCAAAAAAGACACUAACCUCUAUUCCGUGGAACCCACAAGCCACGUGACCAGCUCGGAUCAUGUGACUCCAGAGCCAGGCGGCAGAAGUGUGUUACCCUGGUAACUGUUGAGCCCCGCAGACCUUCCGGGAAAGCGCGGAAUUCAGAGACCGAGUGUUUCCAGUGUUGUAAAUACUUUGGAAUGUUUACUUUGGGAAGUGAAAAUUAUUGAUUAUGGCUCACUAUUCCAAAGAAGAGCUGGAUGAAGAGUUUGAAAAGUUCAUGAAACAGCUUUCAGAUGAUUCUUUUGAGAAUUCAAACAAAACACCUAGACAGCCUGAAAGAGAAGUGAAGAAGAAAGAUGCAUUGCCAUGGUGGAUAACUGAAGAUGAUUUUGAAGAUGGUGGACAGCUUGGAACAAAUGUAAGCUAUGUGAAAGCUAAGAAGACUUCUCAGCCUAUUAUGGGAAUAGAAGAAGAGUGUCCUGAAAGGAUUCAGUUUCUUCAGAGCAGUGGAACCUCUAUCUUAAGUAUUGACAGCUUAGAAACAAAUGAGAUCAUAGUUUCUGAACUCAAUCAUAGUGUUCUUGGAUUGGGAUUGGACACAUUAGAGGAACAAGAGGAAAAGGAGCAAUUUUUUGCCAGGCUUGAGGAAGGCUUAACAUCUUCCAUUGAUUAUUCAAGAUUAAAUAAGGAAUUGGAUUCUAAUGACUCCACACAAUUUAAAGCUUUACAUAGUAGUCAAGCUAAUGUAGAACUAACUGAAGAUAAACAUGAGAAUGAAUCGAAACAUGAACUAGCAGAAAAUUACAGUGAUGAUUUUGAAGAUGAGGAGGAUAUUGAUGCACCUUUGACCACUAAAGAAGAGACUAAUUCCAAAGAAAAUCCCAAAUCUGAAAAAAUACAUGUACCCAAACAGGAAGAAGAGAAAACUGGCAUGCUGGCUAACGUGGUACUGCUUGAUUCCUUAGACUCUGUUGCAGAGGUCAACCUUGAUGAACAGGACAGAGCAACUAAGCCAAAGUCCCUGCCAGAAAUGACUGAUAAUGAAAUGACAGGAACAGGUGUUUCUUAUGGACAAAGCAAUAGUGACAUUGAAGCUCUACAUCAGGCUUAUUGUCAGGUAGCCCAGUCUUUGGGAGAUACAGAUGAACAAAGGAUUGAGAGUAAUGCAUUGGAAAAUAUCAAGAGCUCAGUGAAAGAUUAUCCUCAAGAAAAUGAAGAGUCCUCUAAAAAUAUCUCUACUACAGAAUCUGAUCUGCCCACGGUAGAGGAGUUGAUGAAACCUAUCCGAAUAGAUUCUUUUGGUGUCAGUGGUUUUGAUUUACAACCUGUCAGCUAUAAGAAACUGGCUGGUAGUAAAGAAACUGAAUUUGUUAGCCCUAUACCCCUUAAGAGGAACCCAAAUAUUAUAUCUCAAGAACCACAAAAUGUAAACCAACUUUUUGACAAAAAUGAAGAGAAUGUGGUUUUACAAAAGACAACAAAUAAAGAUAGAGAAAAUAGCUGUCUAGGAGUAAAUGCUACGGAAGAACAUGUAGAUAAAAUGUACCUUGAUAUUUUGAGGAAAAAAAUAUCUGUUGGUCCUCCAUUAUUGCCUCCGGAUGACAAAGUAAAUAAAACUUUUAGAUCUCAACUCAGUUCUGGCGAAGAAGGGGCUAUAACUGGUAAACAUGAACCACACAAGAAGGCCAGAAGUGCACCUCCUGUACUUAAAAGAAAACCCCAGAGUGGAUUAUAUGCAUCAGUUAGGAGCUCAGGCUAUGGCAAACCCAGUUCACCAUUCAAAUCUUUUUCUACUCUUGAAAAGAAAACUUCAAAGGACAUUAUGAAAAGUAAAACUGUGAGACCCAUUCCUACUUCAAAUCAAGCUAGGAAAAAAGAAAUCUUAUCUGAAACAAAAGUCAUCAAGCCUGCAGCUCUGGGUAAACCAGCUCCCAAAAUUGAAAAUUGCCUGGCCUCCCCUAAGAAGGCUGAAGAUUCUACAGAAACUGAUUACGGUGUUCAGUUUCAGAAUGAUUCUUCAGGAUACUGUGGUGGGAACAAGGAGACAGAGUUACUUAUGUUUAAAAGAGUUCAGGAAGCAGAGGAAAAAUGGAGGGGUGCACAAGCCCUAAUUGAGCAAAUUAAAGUUACAUUCUCAGAAAAAGAGAGAGAGCUGGAAAAUAAGAUGGAAGAACUAAGGAGACAACAGGAAAAGGAACUCUUCAGACUAAAUCAAGAUAAUUAUAUUCUUCAAGCCAAGUUGAGUAGCUUUGAAGAAACAAACAAAAAGCAAAGAUGGUUACAUUUUGGAGAAACAGCUGAUCCUGUCACUGAAGAAAAAUUGAAGCAAAUUCAAAAAGAAAUACAAGAACAAGAGACACUUCUUCAAGGAUAUCAACAAGAAAAUGAACGAUUAUAUAGUCAAGUGAAAGAUCUGCAAGAACAAAAUAAGAAAAAUGAGGAGCGAAUGUUCAAGGAAAACCAGAGUUUAUUCAGCGAGUUAGCUUCCUUAAAAGAACAGAUGCACAAAAGUCGUUUCCUAUCUGAAAUAGUUGAAGAUUCAGAACCCACCAAAACCCAGAAUUUUACAGAUCUGUUAUCAGAGCUACGGAUGGCACAGAAAGAAAAAAACUGUUUAUUGGAAGACAUCAAAAGACUGAAGCAAGACAAACAAGCUCUUGAAGUAGACUUGGAAAAAAUGAAGAAAGAGAGAGACCAAGCCAAAGAUCAGAUUGCUUAUGCCACAGGUGAAAAAUUAUAUGAAAUAAAAAUUUUAGAAGAAACACAUAAACAAGAAAUCAGUCGCCUGCAAAAAAGAUUACAAUGGUAUGCUGAAAAUCAGGAACUUCUGGAUAAAGAUGCAUUUCGGCUUAAAGAAGCAAAUGAAGAAAUUGAGAAGCUCAAACUUGCGGUUGAGAAACUGAAAGCUGAAUCUGGAAAUCCAUGUAUUCAGCAGAAGAUACGUUUAAAAGAGAAAGCAGCUGAUGCCAAAAAAAUUCAAGACCUAGAGCGACAAGUUAAGGAAAUGGAAGGAAUUCUAAAGAGAAGAUAUCCCAAUUCUUUACCUGCUUUAAUACUGGCUGCAUCAGCAGCUGGUGAUACAGUAGAUAGAAAUACAGUGGACUUUAUGGAGAAAAGGAUAAAAAAACUAGAGGCUGAUUUGGAGGGCAAAGAUGAAGAAGCAAAGAAAAGCCUUCGUACCAUGGAACAACAGUUCCAGAAGAUGAAGAUCCAGUAUGAACAGAGACUAGAGGAGCAGGAGCAGCUACUUGCCUGCAAAUUGAAGGAAGCACCCCAGAACCAGCCUGACAGCUCCUCCAGGGUUGAAGCACUAGAGAAGGAGCUCGACGACAUCAAGGAAGCCCAUCAAAUCACUGUAAGAAACCUUGAAGCUGAAAUAGACAUUCUUAAACAUCAGAAUGCUGAAUUGGAACUCAAGAAAAGCGAUAAAGAUGGUAACGAUUUCCAGUCUAUAGAACUCCAGGUAGAACAGGCUCAUGCUAAAGCUAAACUGGUGCGACUCAACGAGGAGCUGGCUGCGAAGGGGAGAGAAAUACAAGACCUUUCAAAAACUGUGGAGAGGCUCCAGAAGGAGAGAAGGAUGAUGCUGUCUAAUCAGAACUCUAAGGGUAGAGAGGAAGUGACUGCAAAAAGGGGGAAGAAAGGUGGUUUGCAUUCAGGUAAAGGAAGUGCUAACGCAUUCCCUGGAACCCUGGAUGGCAAGCGUUACCAACCACACACUUUUACUGAUUCCCAUGUUUCAGAGGUUUUACAAGAAAACUGCAGAUUGAAAAAUGAACUGGAGAGAUUAAUUGUGGAGAGGAAUGAGCUGAAGAUGAAAUCUGAAGCAGCAGUGACCCAAUUUGAAAAUUCCAUGAAAAGGGUCAAGGAAGAUACUGCAGCACACAUUGCAUCUCUCAAAGCAUCUCAUCAGAGGGAAGUAGAGAAACUCCUUUGCCAAAAUGCAGUAGAAAAUUCUUCUUCCAAAGUAGCUGAACUAAAUCGUAAAAUAGCAACUCAAGAGGUACUUCUAAAACAUUUCCAAAAUCAAGUUAACGAACUGCAGGGUAAACAGGAGUCUCUGGUAGUUUCUCAAGUUCGAGAAGAAAUCUUACAGAAAGAGAUUACAAAACUCCUAGAAGAAUUACGAGAAGCCAGAGAAAACCAUACACCAGAAAUGAAACAUUUCAUGGGCUUAGAAAAGAAAAUUAAGCAGAUGGAAAUGAGACAUGAGCAAAGAGAGCAGGAACUUCAACAGAUAAUACAGCAAACACACCAAGUAGUAGAAACUGAGCAAAGCAAAGAAAUUGAGAAAUGGAAAAGACUUGCACAGUUGAAGAAUCGUGAGUUGGACAAGUUCCGCACAGAAUUAGACUCAAUAUUAGAUGUUCUUCGAGAACUGCACCGGCAGGGGGUGGUUGUGCCGGUUGCUUUUGCAGAGGAAGUGAAUGCAUCGGAGUAUUACUAGCAACUGGGAUUUUCUGUGACCUCAUGGAAAGGCCUGAUGAUGGAUGAUGAAUGGGAUCGUGCCACUGUCAGAAAAAGGCUUUUGAAAACUAAUGUUCCAGUAUGUUGCUAGAAAGCAAAUAGUACAAGAGCAACAUUUCAAAAUAAACUGCCCUAAACCAGUAAAAAAAAAAAAAAAAAAAAAAAAAAAGAGAGAGAGAAAAAACCCAUUAUGCUGUAUUUUACUGAAAAUCAUUAACCAGUCACAUUUUAAGUAACUUCUGGACAAGUCCCUUUAUGUCAGAGGAUUAGAACUAGGGAGAUGAGUUGUAAAAGGUCUAACUUAAAUUCUAGAUAUGAAAAGGAAAAAACUGCUCAUACUCCACCAUUUUUGACUAAGUGUGUAUUAAUCCUUGGUACCAGAAAAACAGCUCCUCUUUCUCAUGGAAACAUGGAGAAGAAUGUGAGCACAGUGGUUUGAACAGUCACAUCCACAGCCACCUGAGUGGCAGAGCUUCCACAGUAUUUGACAAGAAUUAUAACUUUGUACAGGCAGACAAACUCACUUGUGUUCUCCCAGAUUUCCACUUCUACCUCCGGGUGCCUCAUUUUCACACCUGAUAUAAAAGGUGCAAAACGUAUUUCACAUUUUAAGAGGGGAAUUUGAUUUAUUGUUUUAAUCUUUUACGCUCCAUGUCUUAAAUGCUAGUCCUUUUUUGUAAGUCUAAGAUUAUAAACAGAAUAUAACAUCUUUACUUUCUCUAUUUAAAAAGUAAUAUAUGUUCAUUAGAAAAAAGUAAAAACAUGCACAUAAGUAGUUGGAUUGUUAUUUUUUACAAUGCCCUUUUCCAAAAGCAGAUAAUAUAUGGAAUACUGAUAAUAUAUGGAAUUAGCUGUAGCCACCUAAUUUUCAAUUGUUUGGGCCCUGUGCUGUCCUAUAGAAGUAUAAUAUGAGCCACAUGUAAUUUUCAGUGUUCUUCUAGCAACAUUUAAAAAGAUAAAAAGAAAUGAAAUUAAUUUGGGUAAUUUAUGUAAUCAAUCUAAAUAUCAGUAUAAAAAUUGAGUUUUUACAUUUUUCCCCAUACUUCGUCUCCAAAAUCUAGUAUAUUUUACAUUUCAGCACAACUCAGUUUGGACUAGCCACAUCCCAAGUGCUCAAUUACCAUAUGCCAGUAAGUGCAAUUCUGAAAUAAUAAUUAAAGGGUGAAAUACUAUGUAAAAGAUGGGUAAAACAGAUCUUGGUGAAAUUAUGAGUAGCAAAUAUGAAAUGUGGAAAUUAAAUAUAAGGAAUGCAAGUAAAGUCAAUGUUCAACAUUUCUUAUGUCCUUAAGUUGGUAGAAAAAGCAUUAUUUAAAGGUAGCUAUUUUUUAUGUGAAAGAAUAUUAAGUUAUAAACUAUUUUGGUUAUU